This is a messenger RNA of Pyricularia grisea, 261 nucleotides long. RefSeq lists its product as uncharacterized. The transcript has 2 exons. The record is from RefSeq and is a predicted model, not a curated record. Bases 1 to 261 code for a protein of 86 amino acids. NCBI's taxonomy places the organism in Eukaryota, Fungi, Ascomycota, Sordariomycetes, Magnaporthales, Pyriculariaceae.
AUGGCUAAAUCCUGGGUUGUCGGUUUUCUUGGAGACGAAAACCACGAGCUUAUCGACGGCAUCAUCCCUGCAAAACUGGAAAGGAUCCUCUCUAACUGGGUAGCGGGGCGUCACCGACAGGAUGCAACCCGACCGCAGCAACCUGUCCGGAGUUACGCAAAAUUAAAAUGUACGUAUGUACGAUUAAGGAUCUUUUUCAUCUUGACCGAUCGGGUUUCGGGUUUGUCAUUUACGGAUAUUACAUUGUGUGGGGGCGGUUGA